Molecule: messenger RNA, 1371 nt
Organism: Aureobasidium vineae
Lineage: Eukaryota; Fungi; Ascomycota; Dothideomycetes; Dothideales; Saccotheciaceae
Source: the annotation of a GenBank genome assembly
AUGUCUGGCUGGUUCACUUCGUUCCUGAACUGCCGUCUGUGCAUCGGCGGCAAGUUGGUAGAUGAUCAGUUGGUCGUUUCCGAUGAUACUGGUCUCAUUCUGCCUCGGACUGGAUAUAUCGGUGGUGAUGCAGUAGACUUGGAAGAAGGCAUUAUUGCUCCUGGUCUGCUGGAAUUGCACACCAAUGGUUUGCUUGGAUUUCAUUUUACCCACUUUAACGAUGAGGGAGAGUAUGCUGGUCAGAUUGACAAGGCUGCCAAGUUUCUCGUUACACAAGGUGUUACGGGCUUUUGGGCGACAAUACCAACUGUGUCCUCUGACGAAUACAAGAAGGUAGGCUCGACUUCUUCCUCAUGCAGUUCCCACGUUGCUCUAUAUCUCCAUCCCUCUUUCAUAUCGCAUGUGUUAGCGAGGCACUGUGUCGAAGAAGCGAUGCUUAUAACAGCAUGGCUCUCGAUCAGUGGAGACAAAGCAGAUCAUGCCACUGACAGCAUUUUGGUUUUCAUAGNNAUUUUGCCAUCCUUGAAGCCUAGGACAAUCGAUGAUAGCGCCUCACUACUAGGAGCACAUGCAGAAGGACCCUACCUAGCACCAUCCAAGAAAGGUGCCCAUAACUCGGACCACUUCUUCGAUGGCAGUCGAUCAGCGGAAGAAGUUUAUGGACCAUCAGCGACAUCUUCCGAGACUCUCAAAUUCGUGACAUUGGCUCCUGAACUUCCCAAAUCAGCAGAACUCAUCAAAAGUCUUACGUCCAAAGGCAUCAAAGUGUCGCUUGGACAUAGUGCAGCCACCUACGAACAAGGCAUUGAGGGAGUCAAAGCUGGAGCAACCUUGUUGACGCAUACGUUAAAUGCCAUGACACCACUCCAUCAUCGCGAUCCUGGUCUUGCUGGACUCGUCACGACUGCCAAUACAGACACUCAGGAGAGUCCGUACUUCACGAUCAUCCCAGACGGCAACCACCUCCAUCCUAGCGUGGCCACGAUGCUUUUCAGAGCAAAUCCGGAAAGGUGUAUUUUCAUCACUGACAGUAUUGAGCUCGCCGGACUAGACGAUGGUGUUUACCCCGGACACGCACAAAUUCCAUUCAAACAACGCAAGACGGGAUCGAAGGUGACAAUCGAUGGGACAGAGACGCUAGUGGGCGGGUGUGCCAGCUUGCAGGAAUGCAUUCAAAACAUGAUGAAAUGGAGUGGGUGUGGUGUGGCAGAGGCCGUGAGAUGUGUUACUGAGAAUGUGGCAGACAUGAUGGGAGACAAAACCAGAGGCAAGCUGGAAGCAGGACGAAGGGCAGACUUUGUCGUGUUGAACGAUGAAGGGGAAGUGCUUCAAACGUGGGUCGCGGGGUUGAAGGUGUGGGAGAAGCGAUGA